Molecule: messenger RNA, 1099 nt
Organism: Saccostrea cuccullata (small rock oyster)
Lineage: Eukaryota; Metazoa; Mollusca; Bivalvia; Ostreida; Ostreidae
Product: sulfotransferase 1E1-like
Exons: 5
Coding region: 72-983 (303 amino acids)
Biological process (GO): sulfation
Cellular component (GO): cytoplasm
Molecular function (GO): sulfotransferase activity
Source: RefSeq, a predicted model, not a curated record
GUGUGCGCGUUUAUUUAUAUAGAGGCGAACAUGGUCACUAAUCAUCAGUGAAUUAAAUACUGUACGAAGACAUGGAGCAAAAUGGCGAUGGUAAACCGAAAAAGCCUAUUAUUUUUGACGGAAUGGCAUUGCCGCCAUUUCCUCCCCUCGUAAAAGAUGCAAAGGAAAGGUUUGAAGAAAUCAGGGACCUGCCUUGUAGGGAAGACGAUGUUUUACUGGUUAUCUAUCCGAAAUCAGGAACCCACUGGGUCUGGGAAAUUGUCUGCAUGUUACUAAAAAAGAAAGCCGAAUACAUGAAAGAAACAAAGGAGUUUUUCUUUUUGGAAGCCAUACCAGACAUGAGCGUAGUUCAUAAUCUGGCCUCUCCAAGACCACUUAACACGCAUGUACCCUACAGAUGGUUACCAAAGCAGCAUAUAGAAAAUGGAGGAAAGAUUGUCCAUGUUCUGAGGAAUCCUAAAGAUGUUGCCGUAUCGAUGUGUCAUCAUUUCAACAAUACUAGAGAAUUUGGUGAACCUUUAGACUUCAAGACAUUUUAUGAGAAAUUUUUCAUGGGCCCAGUUCAGUUAUUUGGAGGCUGGUUUUCAUAUGAGAAGGAAUUUGAAGAAGCGGAAGCAAAGGACACAGGUUCCGCUAUUUUCACAUUGCAUUAUGAAAGUUUGAAAAAGAAUCCAGUACAGGAAACCAAAAAGCUAGCUAAAUUUUUAAACGUUGACGUGAACGAUGAACUUAUAGCUGAAAUAGUGGACAAAUGUAGCUUUAAAAAGCUGAAAGAAGCUAAUGACACAAUGAAAGACAUUAUAAAGAUAAUUCCAGAGGAAAUGAAACAUGAAGGAAAAGCUAAGGAGAUUAUGUCAAAGUUGUAUCGUAAGGGAGAGAUUGGGGAUUGGAAGAACCAUUUUACUGUGGCUCUAAAUGAACACUUUGAUGCAAUGUUCAAUGAAGAAAUGAAAGAUUCUAAAAUUCAAGUGCAAUAUGAAUGAAAUGAUAUGUAUUAAACAAAGAUAAUUUUAUUACUCUUUAUGAACAUCAAAACGCAAACUACAAAAAAAUCUUUGAGCCUAGAAAAAAUAUCAUCAUUCUUGAACAAUUUAUCAAA